This is a messenger RNA of Darwinula stevensoni, 3073 nucleotides long. Lineage: Eukaryota; Metazoa; Arthropoda; Ostracoda; Podocopida; Darwinulidae. The record is from the annotation of a GenBank genome assembly.
CCCGCAGCCGAAGUAUAUGGAUCCCUGGACCGCUCUUGGGCGAGAAGACAGAAGGGCUUUGGGAAAAUCCGCCCUGCUCUCGAGGACAUCGCCUUCGAAAAGGAACCUCAAGCCAAGAUCCCCGAGGACAAGCCGGUUCAAGGAGAGAAGGUGCAGGCAUGGCUGUCGGGAACGGAAAAGGAAGGUGGCGGACUGAGUCGAGGAGGAGAAUGGAGAGGAGCGAUCGAGAAGGCUGAUAUCAUGGGUGCUAUGGAAGCCAUCGAAGGAGAGGCCGUUAACCACAAGGACAAGUCCGGUCAACGAAAAUCCACCUUAAAUGUUCCCAAUACCAGCGAACAGACUGAAGAGGCAGAAAGGAGAAAACUCCUGAGAAGAAUGAAGUCUCGUAAUGCCAUGGAGGUCGAAUCUCCCUCAACUGCUCUCCAGGUUAUCAAGGAAAUGAAGGAGGAGGAGAAAAAAGGCGGAGCGGACAAACUCACCCUGUAUUUCCGCCGCCCCUCUGCGGAGCCGACGUCAAUUGGGGGACCGAGCAGCCUCAAGGCAGCCUUGCAAGAGAAACUCAAAAGCCGGAUCCAAGGUCAAGGACGAGAAGAGUCAAGAUUGAGAGACCGAGAGGAGAAGCCGCUCGACAAGAUCGAUAUCGAUGCGGAGAACAUCGAGACCCCUCCGGUGCCCCGAAGGGCUUUCGGGAUUCGAAGUUUCCGGCCCCCAUCCAAGGAUGAAGGAGAGGAGGAAGACGGCGAAGAUGCCAAGAAGAGAGAGGAGAGAAAGAGGAUGGGAAGGAUCAAUAAAUGGAGAGGUUCUACCGAGGAGCCCACGAGUCGAAGUCUCGGUCUCGGACCGGAAAAGGAGAAGAGGUCAGACGAGGACGAAGACGAGGAGGAGAUGAAGAGGAAGAGAUCCCAGCAGAGAUAUCAGCGCCUCGUCGAGAUGGCACGUGAAGCAGACAGCGAGAACGAGGUCGCCCUCAAGACCAACAAAGCCGAUGAAGAAGGCAGAGACGAAAGAGAGGAGGAAGAGGAAGAGGAAGGGCGGCUGGGAGACUUCGAUCGCUACUCUUCCUUUAGGAGGACCACUCGCCGCUCGAAGCGACUCAACAAUCAGGAAUCUCCCGCCGAUGCGAACAAACAGCAACCACAACCGGGUCUUAGAGCCACACCGGUAGCAUCCCCCUUCGUGAGACGAAGAGGUGAGAGAGGCUCGUUGAGGAAAGUGUCCGAUUCGGACGAGCACGAUCGAGACGAGGGAUUCGAGGAAUCCCACAGUCAACUCUCGGGUUCCAGCUGCAACUACGAAGACACGUCUGCUACGAACAACAAGAAGUUGUUCCCAGCCACAGCCACAACCGCUACCCGUUUUCCAUUGAGAGCGACGAACAGUGUACAGGGACAAGGGCAAGGGCAAGGGCAAGGGCAAGGACAGGGACAAGGUCAAGGACAGGGACAGGGACAAGGGCAAGGACAAGGACAAGGGCAAGGAGGAAGUUUGAGAAGCAGCCGAAGUUCCCUGGCCAGCGCCAGCUCCGUUGCCACAGUCAAACAACGACCCCUUCAAGCAGCAACAGCGACAUUGUCGGCGGGUCCGAGCAAGAUGGCAGACACCCUAAAGAAUCUGACGAAGAAUUUGAAGCCGGCACGCAGAGGAGAAUACAACAUCGAAGCAGCUCAAACUCGAGCUAGCAAUGGGACCUUGAGCAAACGGAGCAGUGAUGGCUCCUUACACUCUGGAGGUGACGGGCCUAGCAUCAACAGUACUAGUCGAAAUACUAGUACGAAGGGAAGUACGAGUAACAGUAUCGUACCGAUGGGUGGCUCGCUGAGACGGAUGAAGUCGAACACGUCGACUUCGACUCCAACUCCAACUCCAACUCUGUCGGCCCGAUUGAGCGGUCCCACUCGAUCCACCCUGGCCCGACAGAAUUCCACGAAAGAGAACGGAUCCAUACAAAGCCCCCCGCGCCGCAGCCUGACGUCAAACAAGCCGAGCCCGGUGCCGACGAUGAAGCCAGCGCCCUUGGCGACCAAGAAGAGCUUCAGCUUCAUGCGCCCGACAGCUUCCAGUUCGGCGAAGGGAAGCGGGGAGGAAGUCCCGACGGUGAAGAAAGGGAACGGCAAGAUCAUGACGACGAAGAACAUCACGCUCACCAAGCCCCGCCAUCCUUCUCUCCUAGGGAAAUGAACGUGAAGGGCAUCCUGACGGUGCGGCGAGAGUCUGCCUUCAAAGCAGGGCAGGCUGCCUUCACUCACUGUGAUCACAGAGCUCCUUUUAAAUUAUUCUUUAAUCUCACGUCAAUCUCGAUCAAAUAUAUUUAAGAAAAAGAAACAUUUCGGGUUAACCAGGGCUAGAAAGAGAAAAAGAGGAAAGGAAGUAAACAUCUGGAGACUUUUUCUCAGGGAUAAGAUAAAAAGAGAAGAGAGAUCGGUGGGAUGCUACUGUGAUGUUUCCGUAUCGUUUUGUGAUGGAUCGUGGCGCUAAAAUGACCUUUGGCGGAAGAAAUUCGAAAUUAAUACGCUCUGUGAUUGGAAUAGCCUAGCCUUCCCUGCUUCGUCGGUGGAUUCUUCCCUUCGACCCCGAGUUCGCCUGUCGUCUCGAAAAUGUACAGCGUGGCCCAAUUGGGUCCACUCACCCGUAGAGAAGUGAAGGAAACGAGUGCCAUUUAGAGAAGAACGGGGACUGCGCUUUCCAGGGUCAUCGAGAGACGUGGCACUGGGUUUAGCAGGGAAAAACGACAUUCCAUCUAGAAGAGCAAGGUCGACUUCCUCUCUUUUCUCCUUCUUUUCCCUGCACCCGAUGAGUCGUCAUGGAAAGAAGGGUGAUCCUCCGAAAUGCCGACGUCUGUUCUUCCUCCAUUCGUGUUUUACGGGAUCUUCCCCCUGAGAUCCAGCUCAGCGGUGAAAGAUCGGGACCACUUGCAUUUCUUGAAAGUCCGCUUCUGUCUUUGUCUCAUCUUCUUCGCCUGCUGCGCCGUCUUUCUUCUCCCUCGUGUGUACCAUGUGCCAAUUGAUAUUGUACCCUCUCACUUUCUGUGCCUUCGUGGGAACGAAGUUCCUGAAUAAAUUUUUUUUUAAGGGUA